Nelumbo nucifera (sacred lotus) is the source of this 1667-nucleotide messenger RNA. Its product is annotated as transcription factor MYB46-like. The record is from RefSeq and is a predicted model, not a curated record. NCBI's taxonomy places the organism in Eukaryota, Viridiplantae, Streptophyta, Magnoliopsida, Proteales, Nelumbonaceae.
CUAUAAAAUCUUCUCUCCCUUGCUUCAAAUCCAAUUGCGAGAACAAGGACUCCAGGGCACAUUGUAUUGUAAGCAGGAAAUGAGGAAGCCCGAUCCCCUGGGGAAGAAGAACAACAACAUCCCCAACAAGCUCAGGAAGGGCUUAUGGUCACCAGAGGAAGAUGACAAGCUCAUCAACUACAUGCUAAGCAAUGGGCAAGGUUGUUGGAGCGAUGUCGCCCGGAAUGCUGGCUUGCAGAGGUGUGGCAAGAGUUGUCGUCUCAGAUGGAUUAAUUACUUGAGGCCUGACCUCAAGCGUGGAGCCUUCUCACCCCAGGAAGAAGAGCUCAUUAUCCAUUUGCACAGCCUCCUUGGCAACAGGUGGUCUCAGAUUGCAGCACGUUUGCCAGGGAGAACAGACAACGAAAUAAAGAAUUUCUGGAAUUCCACAAUAAAGAAGAGGCUGAAGAACUCAUCAUCAUCGUCGACGCCAUCACCCAACAACAGUGAUUCGUCGGAGCACAGAGAUGUCAUGGGAGGGCUGAUGCCCAUGAGUGAGCAGGACAUCAUGGCCUGGUGCAUGGAUUCAUCUUCUUCAUCGUCACCUUCCAUGCUGGCGAUGGCCAUGAGCAACCAAUUCCAGACAUUGCCUCCGCUCGACAACAGCUACGACAUGUCUGCAACAGCUGGAUACUUCAACAAUGCAUCCCAAUGCUUUACACAAGUUGGGGUGGGAGAUAGUUUCUAUGGGGAUCAUGGGAUCUUUGGUGGUGGUGAUGACAUGGGGGUAGGAGUAGGAGGGGAGCUGUUUGUUCCUCCAUUAGAGAGCAUUGGCCUUGAGAACAGUACUGUAACUGAUAGUGACAUCCAUAAGAAGAUCCCUAACUACACUAAUAACGACCAUUACUUUAGUAACAUUGACAGUAUCAUCAAUCACUGCAACAACAGCAGUAGCAGCAGUAACAAAAUAGAGRACCUGAUAGGAGUAGGGAGUUAUUGGGAAGGACAAAACUUGAGAAUGGGGGAAUGGGAUUUGGGAGAUCUUAUGGGAGAUGUCUCUUCUUACCCUUUCCUUGAUUUCCAAGUUGAAUAAUUGAUCACCCUUUGAUCUCCUUCCCCCUCCUUUUUUUGGUUUCUUUUUUCUUCAAUAUAGAAAAUAGAAAACCCCAUUUUGUUAGUUGAGACCCCUUUUUCUUUUUCCUCAGAAUUCAUGCCUAAAAACCCAUGUCAUAGGAAAUCUGAAGGAGGAAAACUAUUUCCCAUAAUUACAAAACCACCUGAAAGCCUCUGGUUGGCAACCUAGGUCUCUGCUCUAGGUAAUCUCAAUUCUCCUUUCAUGUCUUUAAACCAGGAAACCAAGUUACAAAUACUGUCAUAUAUACAUGAUGUCGGAAGGGAUUGCAAUAAAGGUCAUAGAUACAAUAUGUACUUUGGUGAUGCUGCACAUGUAACUUUUUUUCCCCUGGUAAGGGUAUUUUAGUCAUUUUUGUGAGGUGGGGUUUGGUGCAAUAAUCAUCAUCAUGCUUGUGAAGAAAAAAAUGUGAAUAGUCACAUUCAGGCUAGCUAGAAACGACAAUUAAUAAGAUUAGGUGGUAAACUGUAGUGAUUAUGAGAUGUACAAAGGAAUUAUUUUAGUGGAAAUAUGUAGGUUGUACCACACUUUGAUGAAGUAAUAGAAUCAAUCUCUU